GAUUCCUUGAUCGCUUCUAUGGGGGUCGUUUACGUAAUUCAUUUUCCCAAAAUCCAUAGGGUUUUGCCCUUCCACCUCCACCAAUGGCCGCUGCUGCCGCCGCCAUUCUCGAGCCGCUCGCUGUUCCUGGCCCUCGUCCCGUUCUUGGUGUGUCAUCCGCACCACGGGCUGCGGCGCCGCCAGUUUCCGCAUCUCUUGGCCACCGGAGAACGGGGCUGUUGCCGGAAUUUAAGGGUUUGAGGAUCGCUUGGCGCCCUCCUAGGGCUCCAUCCGCGGCCAGCUCGGCGACUGAGAAGGGUCUUCGUCGUCGAUCGGUUGUCUGUGAGGCGCAAGGGACCGCUAUAGAGGUUCCAGAAGUAACAAAAUCAACAUGGCAGUCACUUGUCAUUGAGUCUGAUAUUCCAGUGCUAGUGGAGUUUUGGGCUCCAUGGUGUGGACCCUGCCGUAUGAUUCAUCCAAUGAUUGGCAAAUUGUCGAAGGUAUAUGACGGAAGGCUCAAAUGCUUGAAUCUCAACACUGAUGAGGACCAGGAUAUUGCAACCAAGUAUGGAAUCAGAAGCAUUCCAACUAUCAUGAUUUUUAAGAAUGGGGAGAAGAAAGAUGCUGUUAUUGGGGCUGUGCCAGAGAGUACCCUAAUCACAAGCAUUGAGAAAUUCAUAGAGAAGUGAGUGGUUCUUUUGUUUUUCCUUCAGAAAUGUAAAGCUAUGCACUCAGUCCUUAUUUCUGGUAUAAACUCGAUGAGAAAAUUCGCUUUCAGUCCUUAUAAAUACUAGCCCCCAGCUCCAAGCCUGAAAAUUUCUAUA
This is a messenger RNA of Elaeis guineensis (African oil palm), 803 nucleotides long. The record is from RefSeq and is a predicted model, not a curated record. NCBI's taxonomy places the organism in Eukaryota, Viridiplantae, Streptophyta, Magnoliopsida, Arecales, Arecaceae.